Messenger RNA from Cydia splendana, 5288 nucleotides. RefSeq names its product homeotic protein spalt-major. The record is from RefSeq and is a predicted model, not a curated record. The transcript is spliced from 9 exons. The coding region runs from base 403 to 3579 and encodes 1058 amino acids. Gene Ontology annotation, molecular function: RNA polymerase II cis-regulatory region sequence-specific DNA binding; DNA-binding transcription factor activity, RNA polymerase II-specific. NCBI's taxonomy places the organism in Eukaryota, Metazoa, Arthropoda, Insecta, Lepidoptera, Tortricidae. Gene Ontology annotation, cellular component: nucleus. Gene Ontology annotation, biological process: regulation of transcription by RNA polymerase II.
UUAUGAGCCGGGCGCGGCCCCGCCUCCUGUCAUAACCGUAUACCUGGUGCGCGCGCGCGCUCGCCGCCCGCCGCCCGUCGCCCGCCGCCUCGCUCAGUCGCGCUUCAGAUGGCGAGUGGUGCGCUCGGCCGCACCCCGUGUCCGCCGUAGCUCCCGUACACUGCGCGACGCGCGAGUGCCGACCUCCAGCCCUGCUGCGGGGCCAUGCGCCGGCUCUAGCCGCCGACACCAUGCCGCGCGUGAAGCCAGCCUGCGUCCGUCGCGUCUCCAUCGGUACCUAGCUCAUCCUCGAACCCACCACGCACAUCACUACACAACCAUCAUACAUUUCGGAACAGUGAAUAUAUUUUGACGAGAAAGAUUACCGUGAAUACGUUUUCGUAAAGCCGACCGCGCGCGACAAUGAUUCAGUUAGCGACGAUAAAAUUCGGCAUCCACCAGAAAGUGAGCACUAAAAUUCGCCCUCAACGUGGUGAAAGUUCCGGUUCGUGUUCGGAAGAAGAAAUUAACAAUGUCAUACCAGAAGAAGCGAGAGAUAGAACAGAGGCGCACAUGUGCCCGCGCUGCCAGGAGCAGUUCGAUAAUCUGCACGAGUUCCUGCACCACAAACGAGUGUGCGAUGAGAAGGCGCUACAGAUGGGCGAGGAACGAAUGCACUCCGACCCUGAGGAGAUGGUCGUAUCAGGGGACGAGGAAAUGGAUGAACCUAACAAAAGAUUAGAACAAGUGCGAAGGCAUCGACAGGAUGCAGAAAAUAAUAACAGCCUCGAAGAAGGAGAAGCAGAAGUGCCUGAGGCCGACGUGCCGCCGGUGGGACUACCUUUCCCGCCUGCCGGACACGUGACGCUCGAAGCGCUCCAAAACACAAAAGUCGCUGUAGCGCAAUUUGCCGCCACAGCGAUGGCGAACAAUGCCGACAAUGAAGCGGCGCUACAUGAACUUGCCGUCCUACAAAGUACACUUUUCACGCUACAACAUCAACAAGUUUUUCAACUACAGUUGAUACGACAACUGCAAAACCAACUCUCGCUAACACAACACAGAGAUGAUGACGGAAGCCCGCCGCCAAAUGACGAACCGAUCGUGCCUGCGCCUGCCGCUCGAUCACCGUCGCCGCCUCGUCCGCCACGGGAGCCAACACCUCCUGUACCCAUGCCUCCUACUAGCCAAAGUUUACCGUCUACGCACGCGCAUCUUAUUCCUAAGACAGAGCAAAUCUCCAUUCCAAAAAUCCCAAUCUCUACGCCACCUAUGAUGUCCCACCCACCCUACAGUUCCAUAUCAUCCUCUUUAGCAUCUUCGAUCAUAACGAAUAAUGAUCCACCACCAUCCCUCAACGAACCAAAUACGCUUGAAAUGCUACAAAAGCGCGCCCAAGAAGUACUCGAUAACGCAUCACAAGGUCUACUGGCGAAUAACCUUGCAGACGAAUUAGCAUUUCGUAAAUCUGGAAAGAUGUCGCCCUACGACGGAAAAAGUGGAGGGCGAAACGAACCUUUCUUCAAACAUCGCUGCCGAUACUGCGGAAAAGUCUUUGGAAGCGAUUCAGCGCUACAAAUCCACAUCCGGUCGCAUACAGGUGAACGACCUUUUAAAUGUAACGUAUGUGGAUCCCGAUUCACGACUAAAGGGAAUCUUAAAGUCCAUUUCCAAAGACAUACUUCGAAGUUUCCACAUGUCAAGAUGAACCCUAACCCGAUACCAGAGCAUUUGGACAAAUAUCACCCUCCGUUAUUAGCGCAACUGUCGCCAGGACCCAUCCCGGGUAUGCCGCCCCAUCCACUUCAGUUCCCUCCAGGCGCACCUGCACCUUUCCCACCAGGCUUGCCGUUGUACAGACCACCGCACCACGAUCUACUGCCUCCACGUCCACUGGGAGACAAACCUCUACCGCCUCAUCCACUAUUCGCAAUGCGUGAAGAACAAGAUGCUCCGGCUGAUCUCAGUAAACCACCUGCGCCGAGCCCUUCCCGAUCUGCACCCGAAAUGUUCAAAUCUGAGCCCCAGGAUGAAGAGAGCCAACGGGAUUCUAGUUUCGAAGAAUCAGAACGCGUAUCACCCAAGCGAGAACCAGAAGAGAACGAUGCUACUCAGGAGGCUGAACAUGACCGAUAUCCCUCAACGUCGCCUUACGAUGACUGCAGCAUGGACUCAAAAUACAGCAAUGAAGACCAAAUCGGCAGAGAAAGUCCGCAUGUGAAGCCCGAUCCAGAUCAACCGGAAAACUUAUCAAGUUCGGAGAGCGGGCGGAGCGCGCGGGCUUCGCCGCCGUCGCCGACGCUGUCCUGCCUGUCCACACCGCCGCCGCGGCUGCGGCUGCACUCGCCGCUGCCUUCGCCGCCGAACCCCCUCGCGGCGCUUGGUGCUCUCGGAGGAUCGCCCUUCAGCCCGCUCGGACUCGCUUUUCCUCCCGCAGUGCGCGGCAACACAACGUGUAACAUCUGCUACAAGACUUUCGCCUGCAACUCAGCCCUGGAGAUACAUUAUCGAAGCCACACCAAAGAGCGCCCUUUUAAAUGCACUGUUUGCGAUCGCGGCUUUUCAACAAAGAGCAGUGGCGGCGGUUGUCGGUGUGGUAGGCGCCCGCGCGCCCCUCGCCCGCCGCACGCCACUGCUUUGGAUCUCUGGAACGCCUUCGUUUAUCCGGGCAACAUGAAGCAGCAUAUGCUAACGCACAAGAUCCGAGAUAUGCCACCGUCGUUCGAGAAGGGGAUGUCGGGGCCGCCGGGUCCGCCGAGCGAGGAGCGCGACGCGAGCCCGGAGCGCCGGUCUUCGCCCGACAAGCUCGAGCUGAAACGGUCUCCCCCGGCGCAUCCGCCAAUGUCGCACGCCCCGCCUAUCGACAUGCCACCGAUGCCCAAGCGACCUAGCGUGGCAAGCGGGCCGACGCACCCUCCGCCGCCGCCGAUGUCCUCCAAGCACCUGUGCGGCGUGUGCCGCAAGAACUUCUCGUCGUCGUCGGCGCUGCAGAUUCACAUGCGAACGCACACCGGCGACAAGCCCUUCCGGUGCGCCGUCUGCCAGAAGGCCUUUACCACCAAAGGGAAUCUCAAGGUGCACAUGGGCACGCACAUGUGGAGUGGCGGUGCGUCGCGGCGCGGGCGCCGCAUGUCGCUGGAGCUGCCGCCGCGGCCGCUGCACGAGCCGCACGACCUGCUGCGGCGGCCCGACCUCUUCUACCCGUACCUGCCCGCGCCCUUUCUUAACGGCAUGCAGCAAAAGCUAAACGAAAUAUCAGUGAUCCAACAAAGCGCGGGUCAGAACGGUGUCGGAAAAUUCCCUGGCCUUCUCGGCUUCGGUGCGUUCGGUGCGCGGCCAGGCGCAGCAUCGCCGCUGGAGCGGCCGCCGUCGCUGGACGGCGACGAGCGCCAGGCCGCCAUGCGCGAGCUCGCUGAGCGCGGGCGGGAGCUCGCCGAGCGCAGCCGCAUGCGCGAGGAGGAGCAGUACCGCUCGCCGCCCGCGCACGGCUCGCUCCCUCCUCCCCCCGCGCAGCCCUCGCCGCCCGCGCCGCACCACCCGCACCCGCACCCGCUCGCCUCGCUCCCUCCGCCCGCCCGCACUGAAGGACUCACGGUCUAAUCGGACCUAAAGAGUUGGAACUGCAUUUAUAUCAGGUCGGAAGCAGGUCUCAUAGGAGCCCACCCGAACACAUUCCAAAUAUUGAUACGCGAUGUGAGCUUCUUAUGUAAUUAGUGCGAUGGUCAUAUUAGUAACGCCGUCGCCGUCGACGGGUGAACCUAGUAGAUACGUCAUGUUUAUAAUGUACAAAGUUAUAUUAGCCGGAGUUUAAGGGACUAACUACGACAAAAUGGGCGACUGUAAAUCUGCAAAGCGUAGUGCUAUUCAACGAUGUUAUUCCAAGUGUUAUACGCCUAGUACCUAUUUAACAGUAAGUAAGUUAUAUGCAUGAGUACGGGCCGGGGGCAAUGGGGGCGCGCAGCCCCGCGUGUAUGUCAUUACUCUGUGAUAGAGCACAUUUGUUACUGUAUCUAGUUUCGACAAAUUACUUCGCUAACGCCAAGUAACUUGAAUACAGUCAAAUGUGCUAACAUCAAAGUAAAUAUAAAUAAAUAAAUUAUCCCAAAAAUUAAAUAAAGUUUUAAGUCUUAUAUCUAUAAAUGUAAAUAAAAUGUAUGAUAUAAUUAUAAAUUAAUAUAGCAAAAAUUUUAAUAUUACAGACAAUUAUAGUACAUUUUAUUGUACAACACUCGAGUGGAGUGCAAUAUGCAUGAUUUUUAUCUAAUGCCACAUUCCAACCGACAUAUUAUUUCAAACGUAAUCUCGGGCACGAAAUAUUAGUAAUCAUUAAGUGCCUAAUACUACAUCGAAUAUCACUCACCUGCACACGGCUCGCCGAGCCUACAUUGUUGUACAAUAAAAUAUCUGUCCUAAUGCCGUAUGUGACUACAACAUAUUGUAUUUAUAAGGCACACAUUUUAAACUACCUACCAAUUGUUGACCUAAGUUUAAAUUAUUGUAACAGAGGUUAAUGACGUAUUCAUAUCAUGUAAAUUAAAAAAAAGUAUUUGCAUUUGAGGUCUACAUAGUUGUAAGUAUUUAGAGUCAUAGCUAUUAUAUUGCUUUAGAAUACUUUGACAUAUCUUUGUAAAAUACGAGCGGCUGUUGACGUCUUGUUGAAAUUAAUAGGUUACUACCGCUAGGGUAUUGCCAGUACUCAGACUGACCUUGCGAGAUGUUCCCGGGACUACUGUAACAUUUCUUUCCAAUGUGCAUUUUCUCAAUGGCAAAGGUUUUUACUAUCAAUAUUAAUAAUUUGUAAUACUGACAUGUCAAUCAUAUCAAUUCUUCAAAUUUGCUUCAAUACUCAAUACACAUCAAUAUUUAUUAAAUACGAUAUUGACAUGUAAGUAUUGUGUGACAAUAUUGAUAGUGUAAUCCGCUCUUAUGCUUGAUAGUCACCGAUAGUCAAGUCUCCGUGUUGGGUUGUAAACGAACUAUGUAUGUUUUAUGAUUACUAGUUAUCUGUGUAUAAAUGUCCUACUAAAUUAUUUAUAUGGAGUAUAAAUCAUGCAUGCACUCUUAGUAUUGAAGGAUGGCUUGUGGGGCGGUAGGCCUCACUAACAGUUUAGUUGUAAAGAGUAAAUUCUCAUAGCACCUACGAUUCAUUACUUUCAAGUUGCAAAUAGAUCCUAGAGAGUAGUAUUAGUCAUGAAUAUGAUGUGUCAUGGUCAUGUCAGUAUAAAUAAUCAUUGUAAAUUAUUAAAUGUUUAUGUAAAUGUCCAAAAAGUAUUCAAAUUAUUUAAAAAACAAUUAUAUUAAUAAUUAUU